Messenger RNA from Triticum dicoccoides, 1158 nucleotides. RefSeq lists its product as uncharacterized. The transcript is spliced from 4 exons. Lineage: Eukaryota; Viridiplantae; Streptophyta; Magnoliopsida; Poales; Poaceae. The record is from RefSeq and is a predicted model, not a curated record. Bases 469 to 1053 code for a protein of 194 amino acids.
UUCUCCUCGCCCACUCCACCCACUUCUCCCACUCCACCCACUUCUCCUCCGCCGCUCCGCUCGAGCAGUUUCCGUACAACAUGGCGAAACUGCCGCCGCGUGCCCCCUUUUCCCCUUCCCCCUCUCCAGUUACUCCUAUUCCCGUCCGCAUUGCAACCAUCUCCCCUUCUAUGGGUGGUUCCCAUUCCACCCGCACACUUCGUUCUCUCCGGCGAGUCGCCAGUGAGAGAUUUGAGUCUAACGGAUCUGGGCCGGCCGCCGUUGUUGUCCGGGGCGCCGGCGAACUAUGCCGGCAAGUCGACUGCCUCGCUCGGAGGAAGUUCUCCAAUCGACCAGCGGGGAUUUUGUGCGAGGUGGCGACGAAUUUCCGUCAGUUAUUGGGUGUAGAAGCGCUUACUCGCCGGUGCUCCUCCUCAGCGGACUUCAUCUCCGGCGACCACCGAAGCGUUCUUCUCCUCGGUGAGAGCCAUGGUUCGGAAUGUCCCUGACCCUGAUAGCGAUGAUUUCAUGCCGCCAAGAGCUCAACAUGCGGGUGGCGAUAAUCGCAAUGCAAAGAAGCAGAAAGCCGCGCGCAACAGGGGAUCACAUGAACGUCUAACAGAACUGUAUCGAGAUUUUGAUGAUGCCCAGAAAGAAGCUGCAAAGGAAAUGGGGAUGCAGUCGCCGAUGAACAUUAAGUGCACCAACUUGAAUAGCCCCAUGUGCGACUGGUUUGCAAGGUUAUACCAUCCGCAGAAGAGAGAAUUUGUCAUACCAGGACGUGGUAGGAUUCUACUAGAUGAAGAAUCUGUCUUCAACACACUUGGUGUCCCCAAUGGCGGCAUGGAUGUCCCUUACAAGGUGGAUACGAAGGUGCAAGUACGUCUUUUCCCUGAAAUGUUCCUUGGGCUUAUGGCCCUCCCAGCGAACUCUGCUUUUGCAAAUAUGAUUGGUGCGAUGCAAACAAGCGACGAUGACUUCAAGAGGAAGCUACUCAUGUACCUGAUCUCAAAUGUCUUUGCUCCCACGACAUUGUUACGCCCCAGCAGCAGAUGCUUUCCUGUUCCGGACUAGAUAUGGAAUGUUUCCAACAUGAACUGGUGCAAUUUCAUAGUUGGUUUCCUUCACACUUCACUAUCCAAUAAGAUGUACAACAAAGGAUGCCGACUGCAUCUGAUG